This is a messenger RNA of Paramormyrops kingsleyae, 1064 nucleotides long. The record is from RefSeq and is a predicted model, not a curated record. Lineage: Eukaryota; Metazoa; Chordata; Actinopteri; Osteoglossiformes; Mormyridae.
UUCAGACCCAUUGCCACAGAAAAAGGGGGACAACUCCAUAUUGAUGUCUAAGGAUUUACAAUGGCAUGGCAUGAAAGUUCCUGUACCUGUGCCUGUAAGAAUGGACUGGUUGCACUGUAAUCAGUGUUACAGAAGGGAAGGGAUCGCCUUUGUUGUCACUAGCUGUGGACACAUCGUCUGUGAGGGUUGCGUCAACCCCAGUACAUUUUUGGGUUUAUCUUCCACAGAGCAGUGCACUGUGUGUGGUGCAAGCUGUAGUUACCUUCACAUAUCUGACAAGAUGAAUCCUCAGGAGCAGGCCUACUUCAGUGAUCCAGUGAAGCUCAUUCACUCUCGUCUGGAGCACAUUUCACAAGUAGCUCUCUUCCAGAACAGGCAGAAGGAGAAAAUCACUGCAUAUUUCAAGCAAAAGUCUGUGGAUCUGGAGAAGAGGCUGAAGGAGGCUAAGGAGCAAAACAACAGGGAGGUGUCAGAACUCAGGAGGGAGAAUGCAGAGUUGAAGAAGCCUCUCUCGCAAAGGAGGGCAUCUGUGGGGAAUUUUCAGACAAGCAGCUCCAACAGGAUGUCACGUCCAGUGGCCAUUACCCCUCCAGUUACCCCAGGGCUCCGCUUGCCAAGUACCAUUCUCAGCGGCACUGGUUCUGGGAUGUCCUUAGAGAGGUACGGAGACCAACACCCAGGGAUCAUGACUACCCCGGGUUCAGUCACCUCUGUCUCAAGCCUGCACUCACUCAGGGACCCAGGGCUCUGGACUCCCAUCAGCUCCAUUGGAACAGCUCACAGAACAGAUCCUGCAACUCCAAACUUCUUCCGGUUCGGAACUGGCUCAGCCUUCCUAUCCCCUAUCCCAAGAAACAACCAGCACUCUGGCACAGCAUGGAUGCAGAACUAGAAGACUAGGAAAGGGAACAAUGGCAGGAUCUAUAAAACCAGAAGAUCCUCACCUUCAUACACACACACACCGCCAGUUUGGGUCCAGCAAGCCCAUACGUGUGAACAGUUUAAGACAUGGUGUCCAUUAAGCAUUCAAAAGUGUACAGAAGUAAAUGGAGAUGACAGCUUCA